Messenger RNA from Pomacea canaliculata, 2492 nucleotides. RefSeq names its product zinc finger protein 2-like. Gene Ontology annotation, molecular function: DNA-binding transcription factor activity, RNA polymerase II-specific; RNA polymerase II cis-regulatory region sequence-specific DNA binding. The record is from RefSeq and is a predicted model, not a curated record. The coding region runs from base 101 to 1990 and encodes 629 amino acids. The transcript has 5 exons. NCBI's taxonomy places the organism in Eukaryota, Metazoa, Mollusca, Gastropoda, Architaenioglossa, Ampullariidae. Gene Ontology annotation, cellular component: transcription regulator complex; PcG protein complex. Gene Ontology annotation, biological process: regulation of transcription by RNA polymerase II.
GCGCUCCAAAACGGAAGCGGGAUGCAAUAACAGAAUGUUGCGAUGUAGAAUGUAGAUCCUUAAGAACUAGCCACAAUACGAAACUACUCACAAACUAGAAAUGGCGUCUGCUAGCCUCAACGUCACUUCCGAGACAAUGGAAACUUCCGCAGACGUGGAACAAUAUGUGCUUGACGCCGUGGAAGCUGCAAAAGCAGCUGUAGAAGCCCAAAUAAAAACAGAGCAAGUACGCGAUGUGUUAGAAGUCACAAAAUUUGGCAAUGCCGAUUCUAGUAAGGAGAUACCAAACAAGGAUGGUGAUGAUGGACUAGGUGAUCUGCAUGUCCAGUUCGAACGGAUACCAAGAGGAAAGGGGGAAGAUGAAGAAUUAGUACGCCAGAUGUUACCAGUUAGAGAGUCACGUCCACGUCGAGCAACAAGAAAACCACGGUACACUCAAAGAGUCUGGAGGCUGGACAUCAUUGGCGAUGCUUUUGACAGAUGGAAGAACAUAGGAACUUCACAGGGAAUGAACAAUGAUACAGAUAUUGCAUUGUUUUUAAUGCAGCACUAUGAAAAUGCACGAGCAGGCCUUCCAACUGGCGCCACCUGUGUAGGAUGCCAUGCGGCACUAAUACUCACUUGUGCUGUGUGCAACAUCCCAUCCCAGCAUAUAGAGUUAGCAACAGUUAGUAACAAUGUAAGAAUCAGUAACAUCACUGGCAACAGUAACAGCAUCAGUAACAGUUCUGGCAACAGUGCAGGUAGCCGCAGCAACACCAGCACCAUUAUCAGUAGCACCAAAGUUCAGCAGGAAGCUGCUAUCCAUGAGAAAGUUGCCACAGAAGACGAGAAAUCUUCUGAAGAAAGACCGGUAAUUAAGAAGAGGAGAAGGAAACCAGAUCUUAAAAAAAUAAAGGCAGCAAAAGUUGGGCAACCAGGAAGAAAGCAAAUGAUAAUAGGAAAGAACAAAGCGAAGAUAAAAAUGUUUGUAUGUGAAUACAAUGACUGCAAAGCAGCAUUCACAAAGUACAGUCGGCUUAAAACCCACACAAGAAUUCACACUGGAGAAAAACCUUUUGCAUGCAAAGACUGUGGAAAAGCAUUUACUCAGGCCUCUGGCCUAAAGGUACACAUGCAAAAGCAUACUGGACUCCGUCCGUUUUCUUGUGAAGUAUGUGGUGCCACCUUUCCUUCCUCAAGUACUCUUAAACAGCAUAUGCGUCGACAUACUGGGGAAAAGCCAUUUAAGUGCAAGGAAUGUGACAAAACAUUUCGAUGGUCAGGCCAUCUGACGCAGCAUAUGCGCAUGCACUCAGGGAUUAAACCAUUUUUGUGCCCAGACUGUGGCAAAGCUUUUGCUGCAUCUAGUGACCUGGUAAAACACAAGGUAACCCACACUGGAGACAGACCUUACGCAUGCACACAGUGCGGAAAAGCAUAUUCUUUCUUGCACCGAUUGACUGCCCACAUGCGAUCUCACACAGGUGAUCGACCAUUUUUGUGUAGUGAAUGUGGAGCUGCCUUUGCAAGGGCACACAACCUUACUGUGCACAUGCGUACGCACACUGGUGUUAAGCCUUACAAAUGUGAGGAGUGUGGAACAAUGUUUUCAGACUCGGGCAACUUCUCAAAACACAAGAAGACAAAACAUGGAGAUACUGCCAAGACAUUUCCAUCUAAAACUGCAGCAUCUAAAGACUUUGUAACAAAUGUUGAACAGCAGCUUGGCAUUGUCUCACAUUAUUUAGCACCACCAAUGCAAUGCACGACUCCAUCGAUGCCCUUGCAGCACCACAUGGUGUCUCAGUCCAUGGUCCUACCCCAGCAUCCCCUCUCACCUGCACUUCUGGCUCAGAAUCAGUCUUGUGUGUCCCCCAGCUCCAAUGCCAGCAAUGGCAGCAUGCACUGUACAUCUCCUAUGCCAGCUCCAGCACACCAAGUACAGGAGUAUCGAAGUACUCCUAUAGAUGGAGUAUCUUAUUCCUCUUACUACAACUAUAGUUUUUAAAUUUUAGGUGCAGAAGAAAGAAAUAUAUCUGUGUGCUGUGGGGAUUGUUUACUUAAACUGUUAGGUAUGCGGGACCAAAAUGUGUUUUGUUGGUAUACAAAGCUUGUUUUCCUUAGAUUUUGCCAGACGAUUGUCUAUCAUUGAAGAGUCCAAUAUAGAGGCUAAUGAAUCAGUUGUAUAAAGAUCUGAGAAUUAUUUUCAAACUAGAGUCAUGAGUACAUAUUUGAAUAUCUCAUCACCUACUUGGUAUUGUAAUUUAGUCAAUCCUCAGAGCUCCCAUUUCAAAUUAUAACUGAAUUGUGCAUAGGAUAAAACACUUUCAAAGUAUUUAAAAGUAACAAAAUCAUAUUGUUUUGUUGUUUGAUUUUUUUUGUUGGUAUAUUUCGCCAUCAGUUUUAUCAUGUUAAAGAAUUACAGUUUUUGAAACAUCUCAAGAAAAUGUAAUCAACCUUGACCAGCCUAUUAUUUUUUUAAAAAGUGAAAGAAAAGGUUUAAAAAAAAA